Molecule: messenger RNA, 4107 nt
Organism: Physella acuta
Lineage: Eukaryota; Metazoa; Mollusca; Gastropoda; Physidae
Product: mucin-2-like
Source: RefSeq, a predicted model, not a curated record
AUGGAUACUCAGGGAGUGCAGCAGAAAUCUUCUCCACCUCAGGGAGUGCAGCAGACAUCCUCUCCACCUCAGGGAGUGCAGCAGACAUCCUCUCCACCUCAGGGAGUGCAGCAGACAUCCUCUCCACCUCAGGGAGUGCAGCAGACAUCCUCUCCACCUCAGGGAGUGCAGCAGACAUCCUCUCCACCUCAGGGAGUGCAGCAGACAUCCUCUCCACCUCAGGGAGUGCAGCAGACAUCCUCUCCACCUCAGGGAGUGCAGCAGACAUCCUCUCCACCUCAGGGAGUGCAGCAGACACAGAAAUCCUCUCCGCCUCAGGGAGUGCAGCAGACACAGAAAUCCUCUCCACCUCAGGGAGUGCAGCAGACGUCCUCUCCACCUCAGGGAGUGCAGCAGACAUCCUCUCCACCUCAGGGAGUGCAGCAGACACAGAAAUCCUCUCCACCUCAGGGAGUGCAGCAGACACAGAAAUCCUCUCCACCUCAGGGAGUGCUGCAGCUACAGAAAUCCUCUCCACCUCAGGGAGUGCAGCAGACACAGAAAUCCUCUCCACCUCAGGGAGUGCAGCAGCUACAGAAAUCCUCUCCACCUCAGGGAGUGCAGCAGACAUCCUCUCCACCUCAGGGUGUGGUGCAGACAUCCUCUCCACCUCAGGGAGUGCAGCAGACACAGAAAUCCUCUCCACCUCAGGGAGUGCAACAGACAUCCUCUCCACCUCAGGGAGUGCAGCAGACAUCCUCUCCACCUCAGGGAGUGCAGCAGACAUACUCUCCACCUCAGGGAGUGCAGCAGACACAGAAAUCCUCUCCACCUCAGGGAGUGCAGCAGCUACAGAAAUCCUCUCCACCUCAGGGAGUGCAACAGACAUCCUCUCCACCUCAGGGAGUGCAGCAGACAUCCUCUCCACCUCAGGGAAUGCUGCAGACAUCCUCUCCACCUCAGAAAGUUCAGCAGAUAUCCUCUCCACCUCAGGGAGUGCAGCAGACAUCCUCUCCACCUCAGGGAGUGCAGCAGACAUCCUCUCCACCUCAGGGAGUGCAGCAGACAUCCUCUCCACCUCAGGGAGUGCAGCAGACAUCCUCUCCACCUCAGGGAGUGCAGCAGACAUCCUCUCCACCUCAGGGAGUGCAGCAGGCAUCCUCUCCACCUCAGGGAGUGCAGCAGACAUCCUCUCCACCUCAGGGAGUGCAGCAGACAUCCUCUCCACCUCAGGGAGUGCAGCAGACACAGACAUCCUCUCCACCUCAGGGAGUGCAGCAGACACAGAAAUCCUCUCCACCUCAGGGAGUGCAGCAGACAUCCUCUCCACCUCAGGGAGUGCAGCAGACAUCCUCUCCACCUCAGGGAGUGCAGCAGACAUCCUCUCCACCUCAGGGAGUGCAGCAGACAUCCUCUCCACCUCAGGGAGUGCAGCAGACAUCCUCUCCACCUCAGGGAGUGCAGCAGACAUCCUCUCCACCUCAGGGAGUGCAGCAGACAUCCUCUCCACCUCAGGGAGUGCAGCAGACAUCCUCUCCACCUCAGGGAGUGCAGCAGACAUCCUCUCCACCUCAGGGAGUGCAGCAGACAUCCUCUCCACCUCAGGGAGUGCAGCAGACAUCCUCUCCACCUCAGGGAGUGCAGCAGACAUCCUCUCCACCUCAGGGAGUGCAGCAGACAUCCUCUCCACCUCAGGGAGUGCAGCAGACAUCCUCUCCACCUCAGGGAGUGCAGCAGACAUCCUCUCCACCUCAGGGAGUGCAGCAGACAUCCUCUCCACCUCAGGGAGUGCAGCAGAAACAGAAAUCCUCUCCACCUCAGGGAGUGCAGCAGCUACAGAAAUCCUCUCCACCUCAGGGAGUGCAGCAGACAUCCUCUCCACCUCAGGGAGUGCAGCAGACAUCCUCUCCACCUCAGGGAGUGCAGCAGACACAGAAAUCCUCUCCGCCUCAGGGAGUGCAGCAGACACAGAAAUCCUCUCCACCUCAGGGAGUGCAGCAGACGUCCUCUCCACCUCAGGGAGUGCAGCAGACAUCCUCUCCACCUCAGGGAGUGCAGCAGACACAGAAAUCCUCUCCACCUCAGGGAGUGCAGCAUCUACAGAAAUCCUCUCCACCUCAGGGAGUGCAGCAGACACAGAAAUCCUCUCCACCUCAGGGAGUGCAGCAGCUACAGAAAUCCUCUCCACCUCAGGGAGUGCAGCAGACAUCCUCUCCACCUCAGGGAGUGCAGCAGACAUCCUCUCCACCUCAGGGAGUGCAGCAGACACAGAAAUCCUCUCCGCCUCAGGGAGUGCAGCAGACACAGAAAUCCUCUCCACCUCAGGGAGUGCAGCAGACGUCCUCUCCACCUCAGGGAGUGCAGCAGACAUCCUCUCCACCUCAGGGAGUGCAGCAGACACAGAAAUCCUCUCCACCUCAGGGAGUGCAGCAUCUACAGAAAUCCUCUCCACCUCAGGGAGUGCAGCAGACACAGAAAUCCUCUCCACCUCAGGGAGUGCAGCAGCUACAGAAAUCCUCUCCACCUCAGGGAGUGCAGCAGCUACAGAAAUCCUCUCCACCUCAGGGAGUGCAGCAGACAUCCUCUCCACCUCAGGGUGUGGUGCAGACAUCCUCUCCACCUCAGGGUGUGGUGCAGACAUCCUCUCCACCUCAGGGUGUGGUGCAGACCGCAGCUGAAUUCCAAAGUGUGAAGCAGCUCUCUGUCUUAUUCUCCCGUCCAGAAAAGUCUGUCACAUUCUCCCGUCCGGAAAAGUCUGUCACAUUCUCCCGUCCGGAAAAGACUGUCACAUUCUCCCGUCCGGAAAAUACUGUCACAUUUUCCCCUCCGGAAAAUACUGUCACAUACUACCGUCCGGAAAAGACCUCUAUCGCAUACUCUCCUCCGGAAAAGACCUGUCUCAAAUUCUCUCCUCCGGAAAAGACCACUAACGAAUUAUCUUCUCCGGAAAAGUCUGUCACAUUCUCUCAUCCGGAAAAGUCUGUCACAUUCUCUCAUCCGGAAAAGACUGUCACAUUCUCGUGUCCGGACAAUGACAGAUGCGUCGGCACGGCUAAAGCAAGCAUUGAUAUAAAGUCUAGCAGCGUCAAUGAUCCGUUGAAAAAUGGUGGAGCUAUUCCGAAGAGAAUCAUACCAAGUACGAAGGCCGUGCCAAACACUGCACUACAGUAUAUCAACGAGCAAGUACCAAAAGACAAGGAUAAAAGCUGCGUAGAUAUUUCAAAAAGAACUAACGAAACGAUUUUUAGAAUUAGGAAUGAUGACAACAAAGCUACUAGCGAACAGCCUCCUAAAGAAUCAAAACACACUGGUGCUGGAGCUAAGAAAGAUGCACAGACCAAUCUCUCACCAAAGAAAAAGAGAUCAAGACGUUCCAGGAGGAAUACACCAUGCGUUAACCCUACCUCACCGACAGUCAACGACGACGCGAUCACAAGCUUCGAACCCGCGCAGCAAGGGUUAAAAUAUUACCUCAGGUGUAGUUUAUGCAGUGGCACUGGUUUAGUGGAAGCCACCGACCUAGAAAAUAGCUGCAAUCAUGUAGUGGAACAUUACGGUUCUGGUAAUUCUCCCAGCGACUCGAUGGAUUUUAAUACAUUUGAGAAUGUUCCUAAUAGCCCUUCUGAAGCCAGUGGCUUUCAAUACAUUCCCAAUUACUCAUUUGUUUCUGGAAAUUUCACCAGUGACUCCACAGACCCCGAACUUGCUGUGUGGCAACCAUCGGAAACAGAGACCAAUCUUUUAAGACAAGUUCAGAUGUCUCCAAACGACAUGAACGGCGCCAGCGACGGGUAUGUGCCAGACUUGAGUAACACGGACAGUGGUCAGAGUCCAAACAGCCCGCCUAGCGCCGAGGGGGAUCUUGUCCCAACCAGGCCAUCAGACCAGCUCCUCAAGUCUCUGGGCAAAUUCUGCGGCUUCUGCAAGAAGAAAGGCAUGCGCCGGGACCAGUACACGUCACAUCCCAUCCGGGAUGCGGUUGGCAUGGUCGUCUGCCCGUCCCUCAAGUCUGUCGUCUGCCCGGCGUGCGGCGCUACGGGCAAGUACGCCCACACGUUGUCGUACUGCCCACGUCUCUGGGGUUAUACGGGGAGAUUCAGGUUGAGGAUCGUCAGAGAUGGGUUUUAG